This is a messenger RNA of Pipra filicauda (Wire-tailed manakin), 2681 nucleotides long. It is a transcript of the gene TOM1L1, whose product is annotated as target of myb1 like 1 membrane trafficking protein. Gene Ontology annotation, biological process: signal transduction. Gene Ontology annotation, cellular component: membrane; endosome. The coding region runs from base 202 to 1608 and encodes 468 amino acids. NCBI's taxonomy places the organism in Eukaryota, Metazoa, Chordata, Aves, Passeriformes, Pipridae. The transcript has 15 exons. Gene Ontology annotation, molecular function: ubiquitin binding; phosphatidylinositol binding; clathrin binding. The record is from RefSeq and is a predicted model, not a curated record.
AGGGUAGUGCAGCCCCGCUCGUCCCGCCCGCGAUCCGGGACGAGGAUCCGCGGCGGUACCUGGAGGCGGCCCCGCCCCAGUGCCAGGAAGGGAGAGACCGGCGGGGCGGGAGGGGAGGGAGCGGCCGGAUCCGGCGGAGGGGACGGGACGGGACGGGGCUGCAGCCCCGCAGAGCCCGCGGGACGCUGCCGGCAGCCGGCCAUGGCUUUCGGGAAGGCUCCGAAGGACCCGUUCGGCACCGCCGUGGGCAGCCUGGUCGAGCGGGCGACGCUCGGAUCGCUGCAGACCGAGGAGUGGGGGCAGUUCAUGCACAUCUGCGACCUGAUCAACGCCACGGAGGAGGGGCCUAAAGAUGCAGUUAAGGCACUAAAGAAAAAGCUUGCAAAAAACUGUAACCAUAAGGAGAUCAGGCUCACCCUGUCUCUGCUUGACAUGUGUAUGGAGAACUGUGGCCCAAGAUUCCAGUCUUUAGUUGUGAAGAAAGAUUUCUGCAAAGACAAGCUGGUGAAAUUACUGAACCCAAGAUACAAUCUGCCAAUUGACAUGCAGGAGAAAAUCUUGACCUAUAUCAUGACGUGGGCCCGAGGUUUGCAAGGAAUGGUGGAUGUGAGUGAAGUAAAAGAAGUUUACCUGGAAUUGCUGAAGAAAGGAGUGGAGUUUCCAUCCCCUCACACCAACAGUGGUGGACCUAAGACACCUCGGUCUUCUACAAAGUCAUCACCCUCCUCUGCUUGUCCUGCCAAACGUUCCUUCCUGCCUCUUCCCACGGGCCCAACGCUGUUGUUGACUCCAGAGCAGGUUGGGAAACUGUACAGUGAACUGGAUAUGGCAAAAAUGAACGUGAGAGUCAUGUCAUCGAUAUUAAAAGAAAAUGCUCCUGGCUCUGAAAAUCCAGAUGAUAUGAAUCUUUUACAGAAACUGUAUAAGACCUGUCGGAUGAUGCAGGAGAGGAUCAUGGAAUUGUUGGUGACAGUGGAGAAUGAAGAUGUGAUAGUUGAGUUAAUACAAGUAAAUGAAGAUCUGAAUAAUGUCCUCCUGGGACAUGAAAGGUUCUCUCGAAACAGAGUUCGUUUUCUGGAGAACCAGAGAAUACAACGUGAACGUGAAGAGCUGUACAGGAAACAGCCAUCUGCUCCCUCAAGUGAUCUACUUGGCCUCUCCAUAGAUUCUCCACCUCCUGUGGCAGCAGUGGUGCAGGCUGACUCUGCAGUGGCUCCUUCAGGCCCUAAUGGCAUAUCUGCCCACCCUGAAGAUAAAAACAGGCAUCAUCCAUCAAUUUAUCCACAGCUGGAUUCAGCAACUCCUACAAAAGCUCAGCAAUCCCCAUUUGCAACUGAAGCACAAAACCAUAAUGUGAACAGCCCAGCUGGACAUACCUAUAGCAAUCUGGCAACUCUUUUAAGCCCAGUGCCUCUGAACCCAAUAAAUGUGAAGGCUGGACAGACACCAUUGAAUGGACCAUCACCAGCAGCUGCAUCAAAGAACAAGUCACAAUCACCUCAUUACUAUGAGAUAAUGGAAUUUGAUCCCUUGGCUCCCACUGAAGCUAUUUAUGAAGAAAUCGAUGAUGUGCUGAAGACAGACGUUAAAAAGAGCACAGACUGCUGAGGGUGGAGGGGGAGUCUUGUCCUGACCACGUUAUUCUCUGGUGCUGGUCCUGUGCAGCGCUUCCUGUAACCUACAAGUGAAUAACACAAGAGGUUUGGGCACAACAAAUAAUUAGUAUUGGAGUACUAAGCUGUGUGCAAGCUGAAGAGUUAGUUGGAUCUAACACCUUGACAAUUUGUCCUAAAUGUUCAGCUGUGUAUUCUUCACGGUGACUUGCAUGGUUAUUUUGAGGUAUUUGGGGGGGGGGGCUUUAAAAUAUGACUUCUAAAUUCACCUGUGUAGGAGGUAACACUUGACACCUGACACAAGUAAACAAAAAGGACGCUACAUUUACGAAAACUGCAGAAUCCAGUUUCUGUUUUGGCCUCACUGCUCUCUGUGUUCACCUCCCUGGAAAUUUAUAAGGGGGUUUUGAUAUACAGGACUUCUUUCUAAAAUUGGGCCUCUUCGGAGAGAUCUGAAGACACAGUGUUAUUUUUCUACAAUCAUAUCCUGAAUACACAUUUUCUUUUUUUUUUUUUUUUAUUUCCUUCCUAAAAUCCCCCAACAUAGAGAACCAAAGCUGGGACACGAGGUGCUGUCAUCCACGAUUAACAGAACAGAAAAAAACUGCCUGUUCCUAUGUUGUUGUUGUUGUUGCUUUUAUUUACUCAGUAAAUAUUGAAGGGGGAUCAAUUAUUUCUCUCAAUGUUCCUGCCCUGCAGAGAUUGUUCUGGUGAAGGAAAAAUUAAUUAUCUACAAUGCAGAUGAGCAGUAGUUAUCCAUUUACUUUAAUUAAGUUGUUUAACCCUGUUAAUAACAGUUUUAUCUUUUAAUAAUUACAGUGCCUUAUCUAUUUUAAUGCUGAAUGUAAACUAUGCACUUUAACAGGUAUAGUUCUCUGAAUUUAUAGUUGAUAUAAAAUUUGAGGACAUAGUUCAUGUUCAUAGCAGAUAAGCUAAUUUUUUGUGAAAUACUGCAUUUUAAACAUUCCUUAUGUUAACUGUUUAAGGGAUAAGUUCUCAGCUGGUUUUGCAAUUUUUGUAGCAUAAAAUUCCAAAUAAAGGCAAAUGCUUACUGAGAAGCUAACUCUC